Stylonychia lemnae is the source of this 2043-nucleotide messenger RNA. Lineage: Eukaryota; Ciliophora; Spirotrichea; Sporadotrichida; Oxytrichidae. The record is from the annotation of a GenBank genome assembly.
AUGGAAAGCGGUCCAUCAAAAUCAGGAGGAAUCGAGUACAAUAUUGUUAUCAAGCCAGAUGAAUCUGAUCAGCAAGCAAAUGAACCUGCUUUAGUAUAAGUAUAGAGUGGGUUCUACAGAAUGGAGACAGUUGGUCUGAAAGAUAGGUCUCGAUCUAAGCCAGCAGAGCCAUCUAACUAAACUCUGUUGACUAAAGAAAAAUAUUAGAUAGAAAGUUAUGUUUCUUAAGGCACUUACGGUCCAAUAUAUUUUGGACGGCAUGGGAUCAAAGAUUUUUCACUGGUUUUAAAGUUUGUAUAUAAUUUCAUCCUCCUAAUCAUUAUUAUGUAGUAUGAUUAAAAAGAUAAGACUACGAGGAAAUAGUAUUUCGAAACUGAAGAGUAAGUUUUGAAGCAAAUUAAAGCUUUAAACUUGAAGGGAUUCCCAACCAUUAUUUCAAGUGGCUUUCACGAGGAAAUGAACAUGAAAUUCAUUGCAGUUAACAAAUUUGACAUAGACUUAGAAACCUUAUAUUUGAAACUUAAUAAAACUCUCAAAAAGACUACAAUCAUCAAUAUUGCCAUUCAACUAAUAGAAAGAUUAGAGAAAUUGCAUGGGCUUGGCUUUGUUCACAAUGAUGUCAAGACUCAAAAUAUUUUGCUCAAUUACACUUCGAAUCUCAUCGUAUUGGGAGAUUUUACCAUGGUUACAUCGGGGUUAAAUCUAGAUUCAAAAGAUUCAAAGAAAGAGAGGUCAGUUUUUAAGGGAGCUCCAUUGUUUACAUCAGUGAAUAUUUUGAAUGGUAAACCUGCAUCAAUGAAAGACGAUCUUGAAUCAAUAGGAUACAUUAUCAUCUAUCUACUUUGCGGUUAACUUCCCUGGAUCAUUAAUAAGAAGCAGAAAUUAUCAUAAAUUACUAGGAAGUAAAUGAUAGAAGAUGAAAGUGAUAUUUAGAGACUGAUCCAUUUAAGAAAUCCCAAUACACUUUGUCUAAAUUUAGAUGGUAACUAAUAGUUCUCCAUUUAUACUUUUAUUAUAGGUGAAAUAGGAUAAUAUUUGCAUUACUGCUAAAAUUUAUCAAGACUAAAAAGACCAGAUUAUAAAAUGUUAAAAAACCUACUUUUGGAUAUAAGGAGAAGAGAUGACAUGAGUGACAAUCUUGAAUGGUACGAAGAGUAUAUGAGAUAAAAAUUGCUACAAGAAAAAUAGUAAAAUGUUGAAAAGCUGCAACUACCAAAUUAACUAAACGGAACUAUUGUUGUCAACCCGACUCAAGCAAGUUAGAGAAGACCUUUAAGCAGUUAUAAGAAUAAACUAUUAAGCUAAGAUCAAGGAGGUAUUCAAACACCUAGCAAUAGCAAUAAUCCUUAAAAUAUGUUCAGUUCAUAAAAAAAAAUUUAAAGAAUCAGAAGAGUAUCAGUUUAAGUUCCAAGAUUGAGUGGAAUGGGGAAACUUAUUGAAAAAGACAAAGAGGCGAUGGUUAUAGGACCAUUGGGGAAAAACUAAAAGUCCUAACUAAAACUAGAAGUAAUCGAGGAUGAAAAUAUAGUGAAUGGUAAUAAAACAAUAAUAAAAAGGAAAGUAUUCAAGAGAAAGAAAACCAUUAAAAAGAAAAAAACACUAGUUUAAAAACUUGACAACUAAGUCAUGCAGAACGAAGAAGAGAAGAAAGAUGAAUAAAAUGAAAAUGGGCAAGAUAAUGAAAUAUAGGAUUUUGAGGAUUCGGAAGAAGAAAAUGAAGACAAGAUUAAGGUCAAUAUGGUAGAAGAGGACUCGUACCAUUAGCCAUAGUCAGUUAAAAAUUCAGAAUUCAGUGGAUCUUAAAAGCAGAAUAGCGGAUUUAAUAUAAAUGUGAGUCCUGGUGAUACUGGGAACAUAAAUCAAUAAGAUAGAUAGCAAGAAGAUAAUUAAAUCAGGAUAGACGAUGAUGAGGAAAAUUUUGAAGAUUUGGAUUUAGGGGAAAGUGAAUACGUUACUGACACUCAAAGAAGAGUAAAUAGCAGCACUUUCAUAGAUAAGUAUGAUUUUAACGCAAAGAGUAACGAUAUCAAAGCUAUAUAAUGA